GGCGGGGCCGGCCAGGAGCAGCUCGUUGGGCGCGGAGCAGCGGAGCUGCAGAGUGAAGACUGACUGGAGACCUUCUCACCCCAGGCCAGCUGCAGGCCCCCCGGGAUGCUCCGGGCAUGGCCUCUGGAGGCCCACAGAAAAGCAGCCAGAUGGCCUGUGGCACCGAGGAGACCCUGGGCUUCCUAGAUGCACUCCUCCAUGACUUUCCAGCCCCUCUGAGCCCACAGAGCCCUUUGCCCUGGAAGGCCCCAGGGACAGUGCUCAGCCAGGAGGAGGUGGAAGGCGAGCUGGCCGAGCUGGUGAUGGGCUUCCUUGGCAGCAGGAAUGCUUUGCCACCACUUGCUGCAUCUCUUGCCCAUGAGGCCGUUUCCCAGUUGCUACAGGCAGACCUUUCUGAAUUCAGGAAGUUGCCCGAGCAGGAGGAGGACGAAGACGAAGAGAAGGCCCCUGUGACCCUGUUGGAUGCCCAAGGCCUGGCACGGAGCUGCUUUAACCAGCUCUGGGAAGUGUGCAGCCAGUGGCAGAAGCAGGUGCCAGUGACUGCUCGGGUCCCACAGCGGCAGUGGCUGGUUUCUAUCCACGCCAUUCGGAACACUCGCCGCAAGAUGGAGGACCGGCACGUAUCCCUUCCUGCCUUCAACCAGCUCUUCGGCUUGUCUGACCCUGUGGAUCGUGCCUACUUUGCUGUGUUUGACGGUCACGGAGGGGUGGAUGCUGCAAGGUAUGCUGCUGUCCACAUGCACGCCAACACUGCCCGCCAGCCAGAGCUGCCCACGGACCCUGCCGGAGCCCUCAAAGAAGCCUUCCAUCGCACCGAUGAGAUGUUUCUCCAGAAAGCCAAGCGAGAGCGGCUGCAGAGCGGCACCACAGGCGUGUGUGUGCUCAUCACAGGAACAACCCUGCAUGUCGCCUGGCUUGGAGACUCUCAAGUCAUCUUGGUGCAGCAGGGACAGGUAGUGAAGCUGAUGGAGCCACACAAACCUGAGCGACAGGACGAGAGGGCACGCAUCGAAGCACUGGGUGGCUUUGUGUCUCACAUGGACUGCUGGAGAGUCAACGGGACCCUGGCCGUCUCCAGAGCUAUCGGGGACAUCUUCCAGAAGCCCUACGUGUCUGGGGAGGCAGACACAGCCUCCCGGGAGCUGGCGGGCUCUGAGGACUACCUGCUGCUGGCCUGUGAUGGCUUCUUUGACGUCAUCCCCCACCAAGAGGUCAUUGGACUCGUCCAGAGCCACCUAGUUAGGCAUCCGCAUCCGGGCAGUGGACUUCAUGUCGCUGAGGAGUUGGUAGCUGCGGCCCGGGAACGGGGCUCCCAUGACAAUAUCACAGUCAUGGUGGUCUUCCUCAGGGACCCCCAAGAGCUGCUAGAGGUCAGGGUUCAGGGGGCAAGGGACUCUCAGGCAGACAUGAGAAGCCAGGACUUGCCCUCUGGCCUCUCAGAGCCCGAGACCAAUACUGCACAGAGAAGCUAGGUGGUCCAGGCCUCCCCCUACUCCCUUCUUUCUGCCCUUGUGAUUCUCCCCCUCGAAGGCCUUAGGACCCAACAGGCAGCCAUGGGCAGGGGUGCCACCCACACAGUGCUUCUCCCCAGCACCCCUGAGCCACUAGUGGUGUGCCCUAAAGACUGAAGAGCUGCAUGAGGCAGCAAGCGGAUCUCAGAAGAAGUCUGGAGAAAAGAGCUCACCAAAGAGAUGUCCCAGGAAAUGGACCGGCUCCUGCUUCCAGCUCCCACUGGGGCAGGGGUGGGACCAGAGGCCACAGCUCCUGGUGGCAGCCAGACCAAAGACACCAGGUGUGCACAUGUAGCAGCGUGUGGGACCCUCAGGCAGACCCAGGAGUCACAUAUGUUUUCAGGCACGUCCUGGAGUCACGCUCAGCAGGCAGGUGUCUUGCCCAGGUUUCUCAUCACUCCUCACUGUGGCCGUGGCCAUAGCCAUGGAGGGUUCAUACUGAUAGAUGAGCCCAGCAGAUCCUGGUUGGCCAUGCCAGCUUGCCAAAGAGGAGAGAGCAACCCAGUUGGAAAGAGAGGGAGCACCAGGGGUCUGGUCUGCAGUGGCAGCCUGUGACAUGGUUGGGCCCACCAGAGCCUUCCAAGCCCUCUCUCUUCCCUCAAACACCCUGGGGAGGUGAAGCUCCAAACCUGUGACACACAUGUGUCUUUUGUGCGUAUGUUUGGGGUUCUUUUUCCAGGGGAAAGUCUAAUUCAGAAGCAGUAUUUCAAGUUUUAUCUUUAAUUUAAGAGUGCCAAGAUGACCCGUUGUGUCAUGUAAUUUAAGCAGAGCUUAGCAUUUAUUUUAUUCCUUAGAAAACUUACGUAUUUACUUUUUUUUUUUAACCGUUUUUUUUGGAGGGGGGGACUUUUUUUGCAGUAUUACUGAAUUUUUUUCCCUCAAAUCAGGAUGGAAACAGAAACUUUUCCAGGUGGUAUUAAUAAACCACUCAAGUGCCUUAAACAACUUUAAACAAGACUAGAACUGCUGGGCCUGCAAUGGAUUCUGGUAGGCAUGUUGAAGUUUUUACAAAAGCAGGAUGUUUUGCUGGGGAGGCAUGCCUUUGACUACAAAUCUUUCUGGAAGGAUUCUUCCUGCCUCUUUGUGAUGCUGUGUGCCCCCAGGAGCAUCCCUGAGAUAAGUGGCAGGAGCCGUGGCUGCCAAGUGGCAGUGGUGGGGCUCAGACAGAAGGGCUCCAGGCAUCUGGGGUGGCUGGGCCCCGUCAGCCUCACUCACCCCCUUGGCCCUGCCACUCUGGCUAGAUCCCAGGCAGAGGAACCUUGCUUCUGUUUGACUGGAACAUUCUCGAAUGUCUUUUGUACUGAUAAUCAAAUUGGUUUUAUUGGGAAAGAUGCUUGAUUAAGAGGCUCUAGCAAGACCAGAGGCAGCCUGUGGGUCUCUGGCUUUGUCUGGAGGCAGCAGGGAUGCUGCUGGGUGUCUGAUGGCACAGGCCACAGCCCCUCUUCUGGCCCCAUGGCUCACGGCCUCCCCUGCCUUGCUCUGACCCGUAAUUGAGCAGUCUCCACAUUCCUUAGUGCACCCUGGGAUGGCGAGGCUCACGAGCAGCCAUGCUUGGGUGCCUCAGGGAGCUCACAUAGCUUAUGUAGGGUCAAAAGUGGCAUGGCUUGGCAAGAGUGCCAGGCAGAGGGCAGGGGUGCCGGGUGUGAGGAAGGGGGACUCAGGAGGGACUCAGGAGCAGCCUCCCUGGGGAAGGACCAAGCAGUGGGAAGCGCUACUCCAGGCAAAGGCCAGCAGGUCCAAGAAGGGUGUGGGUGGCUUAGCCAAGGCUUUGGUAGGGAGAGGGGAAAGACUG
Molecule: messenger RNA, 3303 nt
Organism: Cynocephalus volans (Philippine flying lemur)
Lineage: Eukaryota; Metazoa; Chordata; Mammalia; Dermoptera; Cynocephalidae
Gene: PPM1F
Product: protein phosphatase, Mg2+/Mn2+ dependent 1F
Exons: 8
Coding region: 117-1472 (451 amino acids)
Biological process (GO): negative regulation of protein kinase activity; protein dephosphorylation
Cellular component (GO): nucleus; cytosol
Molecular function (GO): protein serine/threonine phosphatase activity; cation binding
Source: RefSeq, a predicted model, not a curated record